Colletotrichum truncatum is the source of this 984-nucleotide messenger RNA. Its product is annotated as isoflavone reductase family protein. The record is from RefSeq and is a predicted model, not a curated record. Gene Ontology annotation, molecular function: oxidoreductase activity. Lineage: Eukaryota; Fungi; Ascomycota; Sordariomycetes; Glomerellales; Glomerellaceae.
AUGUCAAUCCGUGUUGCAAUUGUAGGUGCUACCGGCGAAACCGGUGGUUCCAUAACCAACGCAUUGCUAGAGUCGACUGAUGUCAAAUUCUGGAGUCAGGAGGUAACUGCUCUCGCCCGUCCGGAGUCAAUCCAAAAGCCGGCAUACACAGAACUUAAGCAACGAAGUGUCACCAUCGUUCCGGCAAACUUGAACGGGCCACAAGACGACCUAGUAAAGGUCCUACGUGGGAUUGAUGUUGUAGUCUCCGCCAUCGCAUUUACUAGCCUUUCGGACGAAAUCCCACUCGCCAAUGCGUCAAAGGCUGCGGGCGUUAAGAGAUUUGUCCAGUCCGCCUUGAUGGUUGUCAUUCCACCGCGUGGAGUUGUUGAUUUUCGUGAAAAGAAAGACGAUAUUCUGAGCCACAUUCUCAAAAUUCGCCUGCCUUACACAUACAUCGACGCUGGGUGGUGGUAUCAAAUCGCGUUUCCACGGCUUCCCUCUGGUAAAAUCGACUAUGCUAUCCCUUCCGACUACUCUGGAAAUCUUCUUGGUGCUGACGGAAAUGUUCCGAUUGCCUUGGCCGAUAUUCGUGACGUAGGUCGCUAUGUUGCCCGAGUCAUCGCGGACCCUCGAACGAUCAACAAGAAGGUUUUUGUCUACAGUGAGGUUCUGCCUCAAAACCAGAUAUAUGAAGCAUUUGAGAAGGCCAGCGGAGAGAAACUGGAAAGGCAAUACAUUUCCGAAACAGAAUUACUGUCAAAUAUUGAGGCGGCACGCUCACUAGCUAACACCAACCCCGAAAACUCCGAUGCCGUGAGGCAAUUUGUGAAGGGCCAGCUUCUUCAUUCUAUCGCCAUUCGCGGGGAUAACACACCCGAGAAUGCUGAGUACUUGGGAUAUUUAGAUGGUAAAGCGUUAUACCCUGACUUUCCAUACAUCAAGUUCGACGAUUUUGUCGGAGAUCUACUCAUUGGAAAGGCAAAAGGGGUUUACAACCCGUAA